Microsporum canis CBS 113480 is the source of this 1773-nucleotide messenger RNA. RefSeq lists its product as hypothetical. Bases 1 to 1773 code for a protein of 590 amino acids. The transcript has 3 exons. The record is from RefSeq and is a predicted model, not a curated record. Gene Ontology annotation, cellular component: cytosol; centrosome; nucleoplasm. NCBI's taxonomy places the organism in Eukaryota, Fungi, Ascomycota, Eurotiomycetes, Onygenales, Arthrodermataceae.
AUGGACGCGUGCCGUGAAGCAGCUAGAAGUUGUCUCCAGCGGGCCCAAGGCAACGAUGACCCAAACAUUUAUAUCCAAGAUGCAACACCAUACAACAUAGAACUCUAUGAUCUCUGGUCAGAUCUUGAUGGAUAUAGAGAUAGCAAUUAUGUCAGUGCCCAUAUUCUUGUUUCUAAGAUUGAAAAGCUAACGAAACAACAGGUCUUGGAAAAUCUCCUCAUUGUAGAGGCUUGCCUUCGGGACAGAAAGGCUGAAAUACCACAUGAUGACCAAGAUAGAAGUGCAGCGAAUUCAAUUCUACAGUGGACAUUGGGAGUUAUCCCUCCAGGGGAGAAUCUUGCAGCGACCUGGGACGAGUUUCAGCUUGCAGAUGAGGAACGACGAGCAUCGAUUUUAUCGAAAUAUCGAGAGGAGCGGGUUAAAUCGACCGUGGGAAUACGUAUCAUAAGCCUUAUUGAGCCCAUUAUUUUGGUUGAAAACACAGAAGAUAUCCUCUCGGCCGUUGCAGUAUUCAAUUCACCCUGUGACCCUUGGACAACGAACGAAGGCUCUCAAAUGGCCAACAGCUUUCUUCAAAAGUAUGAGUUGAAACUCCGUCAUGAGCAGGGCUUAUUUGAAACUACUAUAGAAAAUAUUCUUCUAAAGAAGGUGAAACCCGCCUUUUCCAAAACUAAGACUCCCGCAAUCACCCCUGCAGGGCGCAAGAACGUCCAUCCCAUUCCACAGCCCAGUUUUGACCCUACGUUAUUUGAUACUGGGUCAAAGCCAUGGAAGUUUAAAGAAGGAUAUAUUGUAUCAAUCCUUAGAUGGAUUAUCGGUCAAUACCAGGCAACAGAUCUCAGUAUGAUUGAACGACAUUUCCCACUGCUUGUUCCUGCAAUCUUAUCCUUCAUUGACGAUGAGUGCCUUGCAUUCAAAGCCGUGGGUUGCAGUUUACUUGGGAAUCUCCUUAGCCCUCUUGAACAGGCCAAGUCUGAUAUCCUACGCCGAACAAAUCUUGACUCUGUAUUUCAAGAUGCGCUGUCUAAUUGCCUCUUAUUCAUCCCCACUAUUACUCCAGAGAAUGAAUCUGUCUAUCUCCUAAACUUUGCAUACCCAGCUAUAUUCAGCGUUAUUCGAACUCGGUUUUCCUCUGUUACUACACAUAGGGCGGAUACCGGCGGACAACUACCUUCGAAAACUAAGGCUGAAGUCGAAAAGGACGCUCAAUUACGUGCUAUAUCCAUUUCGCGAAUCCUGAGACAUCAUAUUAUGUCCUCCUAUCUUCACACCAGCAGCCCGCGGCCGGCCGAAGACACAUCCAUAUCUUCAUAUCCACACCCAUUACUUUCCACACUAUUGCUUAAGCAGUUAACCGAAUCCAUCGACGCCCUUGAAAUUGAAGCAACGAAAUAUUUACAAGACAUCAUUCCAAUGCUCACCUCAACUCUUACCAACCCCUUUGGGGUAGCAUAUAUACCAUUACUUAUCACAGCUGCUGAGUGCUAUCAGUCGGUUAUUUUGAAUUGUUGGCCACGCUUGUCAAGGUGGAGAGGAGACAUACUUGCUGGAGUAUGCGCAUGCUGGCUUCAUUUAUGUGACGACGAAGAGGACGGCCUAUCCUUGAGUGAUGAGAAGCUAGAGGACAGGACGUAUCUUCGUUCAAUUCUACAGCGCUUAGUUUCUCUUUUGAAGGUUAUUGAGGCCGAGGAAGUCGUUGAUCUCGAUACUGAGCUCAAGUCUUUGGCUAAUGCCGAUGCUAGGCUGGAAAAUCUUCUGCUCAUGUCUCCGUGA